Molecule: messenger RNA, 2061 nt
Organism: Pollicipes pollicipes
Lineage: Eukaryota; Metazoa; Arthropoda; Thecostraca; Pollicipedomorpha; Pollicipedidae
Product: motile sperm domain-containing protein 2
Exons: 9
Coding region: 80-1510 (476 amino acids)
Cellular component (GO): endoplasmic reticulum-endosome membrane contact site; endomembrane system
Source: RefSeq, a predicted model, not a curated record
GGUUGACCCGAGAGACGCUCGCCGGGCGAAAACUGACCCGCUCUGGUGCAAGCGGUUUCUGUCGCACGGCGACCUCGACAUGGACAAGGCUCUCAACUUCAUGAUCGACGCUGUCAAGUUUCGAAAGGAGAUGUGUGCCAAUGACAUUUCUCUCGACACGGUGGACAACACGCUCUUCAGCAAGGGUGUCAUGUGCACCCAUGGACAGGACAAGAAGGGAUGUAGGAUCGCCAUCUUUAACGCCCGGUUCCACGAGAGGGUGUCAGGAGCGAGGUUUGAGGAUGUGAAGAAGUUCCUGGUGUUCUGGAUUGAGAAGGUGGAUAGGGAGGAGAAGGGGAAGCGGAUCAGCCUGUUCUUCGACAUGGGGAAUGCCGGCAUGUCGAACGUCGACAUUCCGUUCAUUUCGUACCUGGUCAACCUAUUUAAGUUCUACUACCCGGACAUGCUGAACAACAUCAUGGUGUUCGAGCUUCCCUUCAUCAUGACUGCCGCCUGGAAAAUCGUCAAAAACAUGCUGCCUGCGAAGUCCCACCAGCUGAUCAAAUUCGUCUCGAAGAAGGACGCGAACACGCUGGUGCCGGCCGAGUGCUUGCUAACGCGCUGGGGCGGCGAGGACAGCUGGGCGUACUCCUUCGACCCCGAGGAGUGCGCCAUGCCGCCGCUCCCCUUCCUCGGGGCUCAGGCGACCGGCGCCGAGGACAAGCCCAAGGUCAACGGGGUCGCCAACGGUCACGCCGGCGGGAAGAUGGCUAACGGGCACGUGCGCAGCAGUCAGAAGUCGUCUCAAGGUCACGAUAGCGCCGCCAAGUAUCUCAGCGUGAAAGAUCCGCCGAGCUCUCCAGAGUCGGGGCACAAGGUGCGCUUCCCUGACGACGUCAGCACAAACAGUGACGAGCUGUCCGACUCAAAACUGCAGGAAGAUAGCUCAACGGCCGAGCUAGGGAAACUGCUGGAAGUAACGCCAGGCGAACAGCUGUGGUUUGGAUCAUCCAAGACCAAGCAGACGAUAACGCUGAGCAACAUCCGAAGAGCUGGAGUCGCCUUUAAGGUGAAGACCACGUCUCCGGACAAGUUCCGCGUGCGUCCCAGCAGCGGGGUGGUACCCACCGGGCGGCGCGUGGUGGUGGAGCUGGAGCUGUGUGACGGCGUCACACCGCAGCACGUCGUCACGGACCGCUUCCUCAUCCUGGCGGCCGGCGUACCGCACGAGCGCGUGCCUGCCCGCGACAUGGGACGCCUCUGGAGGAGCCUGCCCAGCGGAGACAAGCUGGAGCACUGCCUGCGCUGCGCGGCCGCGCCCGCGCUCAACGACCCGCUGAUGGCGCUGGUGCGCGGCCUCGGCACCCGGCUGGAGGCCGUCAGCCAGCGGCUGGAGAAGCAGCAGCAGCUGGCUACAGAGACGGAGCAGCAGUACGCCAAGACGCGCCGCCGGCUGGGCGUGGCGCUGGCGCUCAUCGCCGCCACAGCCGUCGCCAACCUGUGUCUGGCGCUCACCGUGACCAGGUGUUGAACUCCUUGGCCGUCACUGUUGGCCAGCAAGCGGUGAGAAGGCCGCCGCGGGAGCGAGCCAAUCCAGACGAACCAUGUGGGUUGGUCGCCACACCGGCAACCCACGCUCCGAAUGUCGUCGAAGGCAGGCCAAUCCACCAGUCGACGCCGUGAAGCCGUUCUUACCUCAGAAAUGUUACCCCGGGCUGUGGUCGGUCCAAGAGAAACCAAAGGGCAGAGCUGGCGUGCAAUCAAACAUAGGAUAGCAAGUCAGAAGUCUGUGGGAGCAUCUGCUUUUUGGUAGCGGAGGCCGCGCUCCCGUCUGGCGCAGGCUGGUUGGGCUACCAGUGUCACGAGUGCCAGAGCACGUACUCUGACCGGUGGUGUGCGUGCUUCCAAGUGUUCAGCUCAGACAUUUAGCUGCUGAUCACACGCGUGUGUGACAUCAGAUCUUAAGGUGCCAGCUGUCGUCGUCAGGAAGUUCAACGUGUUGGCUGGCCGUUAGUGACGUCUUUGAUCGUACCGAUGGAGUGGCGGCUCGGGAGAAAGCCAACAAAUAUAUGAAUCAUACAA